AUGGCUGACCAGGUGGCCGCCAUGUGCGAUCAGCUUAUCAAAGCUCUGAAUGUGAUGAUGGAUGCAGAAACAGGACAAGUUUACCGGCUGGAGGCCCUAAAGUUUUGCGAGGAGUUUAAAGAGACCAGCUCCUUCUGUGUCCCAUGUGCCUUGCAAUUGGCUGACAAAGCCCAGCCAGCUGUUGUAAGACACUUUGGUUUGCAAAUCCUGGAACACGUAAUCAAGUUCAGAUGGAACAACAUGCCACAACAAGAGAAGGUCCAGUUGAAGGAAUGUGCCAUGCACCUGUUAUCAACUGGUACUCAUUCUAUCCUAGAGGAGGAGAGCCACAUCAAAGAUGGCCUGUCAAGAAUCACUGUGGAAAUGAUAAAGAGAGAAUGGCCUCAACAUUGGCCAGACAUGCUGAAAGAGAUGGAGGCUAUCACUAGCAAUGGGGAGGCUCAGACAGAGUUGGUGAUGUUGAUCCUGCUGAGACUGGCGGAGGAUGUGAUCACGUUCCAGACGUUGCCCACCCAGCGACGCAGAGACAUCCAGCAGACCCUCACCCAAAACAUGGAAAGCAUCUUCAGCUUCAUGAUGGCCAUUCUGCAUCUUAAUGUGGAGGAAUACCGCAAACUGAAAGGGUCUCCCGAACAUGAGCUGCAGGCCAGGGCUCACUGCAGAGUUGCCGUGGCGACGCUGAAUACACUUGCAGGCUACAUCGACUGGGUGUCUCUGGUGUACAUCACCUCCGGAAACUGUCAUCUGCUGGAAAUAUUGUGUUUACUGCUGAGUGAACCGGAGCUGCAGCUGGAGGCAGCCGAGUGUCUGCUCAUCGCUAUCAGUCGGAAGGGCAAGCUGGAGGACAGGAAGCCCUUCAUGUUGCUGUUUGAUGAUGUGGCCAUCGACUACAUGCUUUCUGCAGCCCAGUCAGCGGAUGGACUGGCAAUAUGUAUGAAAUCCAAUGAAUCACAAGCAGUGGAUGUGGUGGAGCGGCGCUACAUCUUCCUGAAGAGGCUGUGUCAGGUGCUGUGCGCUCUGGGAGGCCAGCUCUGCUCAUUAGUGGGUUCAGAUGUAGAGGUUGAAGUACCUGCAAAUCUCAGCAAGUACAUCGAAGCCCUUUUAGCCUUCACUACACAUCCCAGUCAGUUUCUGAAGAAAACCACCCUGCCUACCUGGGGAUCUUUGUUCAGACAUGAGGCUCUUUGUAAGGACGCAGUAGUUGUACAGAUGGCCGCCAAAUUCCUCAGAACGUCUAUGACCAACCUAGUCAAGGCUGGAUUUCCAUCUAGAGACGAUAACCCAAGUUGCCAGUACUCCUGUGUGGACUUUGACAGUGACGAGGACUUCAAUUUCUUUUUCAACUCUUAUCGGGCGCAGCUGGGACUGGUGGUGAGGUUUGCAUGUCGCAUUGUUCCUCUGGAGGCGUUCCAGAUAGCAGCAGAAUGGUUACACUAUCAGAUCAGCAGCCCUAUUGAUACUGGGGCUAUCACAUCUAAGACUGCCGAGGGCCUGUGCUCCUUCCUGUCUCCAUCAGUGGUGCAGUGGGAUGCAAUGACUGUGUUCAUGGAGUGUAUGACCACACAGAUCUUCAAAAAUCUGGAGGAGGAGAAGUUGCCCAUAGAUCAGAGCAUGGAGCUGCUGCAGGCCGUGCUGAACUACGACACCAAAGACCCGCUCAUCUUGUCCUGUGUGCUCACCAACGUCUCUGCUCUCUUCCCGUUUGUCAUACAUAGACCAAACUUCCUGCCACAGGUCCUCUACAAGCUGUUUAAAGCAGUCACAUUUGAGGUUGGUCAGGAAAAUAAGGCACCUCGGUCCCGAGCUGUAAAGAACGUGAGACGGCACGCCUGUUCUUCAAUCAUCAAAAUAUGCCGAGACUACCCUAGGGUCCUCUUGCCUUGUUUUGACAUGUUUUACAACCACGUAAAGAAGCUGUGCUCGAGCCAAGCCACGCUCUCUCAGACGGAAAGUUCUCUAAUGGAGUCUCUGGUGCUCAUCAGUAACGAGUUCAAAGACUUUGAAAAGCAGAAGGCUUUUAUAGACGAGCUGAUGGCUUCAGUGGUUGCAGACUGGACCUCGGAGGAGAUGAGGCAUGUGCUGUCGAACCCUGCCGUGUACCUGUCCUUUGUCGGGGCCGAUCAGGUUGUCACUGAGCAGAAUAAAGAUGCAGACACAUCGGGCCUUAAUAGAACGCGGCUGAGUUUCUGCUUGUAUGCCAUGAUGGGGGUGGUGAAGCGUGCGCGCUGGCCUGCCGACCUGGAGGAAGCCAAAGCUGGGGGCUUUGUGGGGGGCCUCACCGCCACAGGAGCUCCCAUCUACAGAAACCCCUGCACUGCCCAGUUUCUGGCCUUUCUGCCCAACCUGCUGGCUCUAAUCAGGACCCAAAACAGUCUGUUCACUCCGGAGAACAUGGCUCGUCUGAGUGAGACCUUCUCCAGGGCCCAUGAUGUGAUGGACGCAGAGAAAAAAGUGGUUCUUGGUCUCUCUCAGAACCUUCUGGACAUUUAUGACACUGCUGUGUAUAGAAGCAACCUGGAGCGAAUGCAGGGAUUCUUGUCCACGUUGUAUGACAACUGCUUCCAUGUCCUGGGAAGCGCAGGUGUGUCCCUGCAGCAGGAUUUCUACACCAUUGAGAGGCUGAGUGAAGAAAUAGCUGGCUCUGCUUUUUCGUCCCUGGACCAUGUGCCGGACCACAGACUUCGCCCUAUGAUUCGGGUGUUUCUGAGGCAGUUGGUGCUAUCGUGUCCUCAGGAGUACUACAACAGUCUACUGUGCCCCCUGCUGGGACCUUUGUUUGCCUACAUGCAGCAGAGACUCAAUGUCAAGUGGCAGGUCAUCAGCCAGAGGACCUCUGUCAAUGGUGAGGAUGAGGAGGUGGUGGUGUGUCAGGAGAGCCAUGUGACGCAGGAGAUGUUGGAGGAGCAGCUGGUCCGCCUGAUCACCAGGGAGGUGCUGGAUCUUCUCUCUGUGAGCUGCAUAUCUAAAAAAGGACAUGAACCAGCAGCAGAUAAAGAGGAAAUAGAUGAGGAAGAGAUGAUGAUGGAUUCGGCGCAGACGGCGUCUCCUGCCCAGCCCACAGAGGAGCUGAGUGAGCUGGGAAAACACCUGUUGAAACACGAGAACAUCUACAUGAGCAUGUUGACCCUCGCCUUUACCUCCCUGUCGUGGAAGGACACCACCAACUGUCACCGCACUGCUUCCAUGGUCUGCUGGACACUUCUGCGCCAGGCUAUCGGGGGUAAUCUUCUUCCUGAAGCAGUCACAUGGUUUUAUACCAGUGUCCUUAGGGCCCUUCAGGUUCACGGGCAACAUGAAGUCUGCAACUCUACCCUCUCUCAGCUGGCUAUGCUCAUCUAUGAAAACCUGCGAGCUCGCUAUCCAGAGCUAAGAGUAGUGAUGACCCAGAUCCCAAACAUCAGUGUGGAGGCUCUGGACCAGUAUGACCACCGGCUCUUGGACCCUAAUGCCCAGAAGGUUGGAGACAAGAAGAGGAAAGACCACUUCAGGAAGCUCAUCGAAGGAACCGUUGGGAAAGCUCUGUGCCAGCAGUUCAGGAAGGAGGUUCAUAUCCGGAAUCUUCCAUCGCUCUAUAAAAGCCCGAAGCCGGACAAGGAUGUAGUGCAGAACAGUGAAGCAACAGGCCUGGAAGCUCUCUUCGCCCCAGAGAAGAAUACCCUGUAGGAACACAGAGUGCUUCUAAUGGACUUCAUACUGACUGCAGAGAGUUAUGUGUACAAACCGGGGUCUCCGUCACCAUCCUCCAGCUGGGGAAGUGCGGCUCUCCCUGACAUGACUGUCAACACCGCUGUUUCUCAAUAGGUCAUCUUUAUUUUUACCAUCGAUGUACCACAGCACCACUCAUAAAAUCUUCCCACCAGUCAUUUGUACAAGCAAGUAUAACACAGCAGAUCCAUUUUUAAAUCCGAUUGCACAUUACGUCUUGAUUCCUUUACUCUUAGCAAUUAAUGAGGUGUGGAAGAAGUAGUAGUGAAGACUUCAGAUUAAAGUAUGUUUCUUCGUCGUAUUGUGGGAAGAGACAAUCUGAAAAUAGCUACCAACCAUUAUUUUAUAUUCUUCAGCAGAAGCUUAAUUGAGCCACAAAACUAUUUUCUAACAGGAUGAUUCAGCCGUUUGUAGGCGCCAUUAUUUGCUCAUUGACCAGCAUCAUUCACACUAAUCAUGUCAGAUUUAUGGGACAAUGGUAUCAAACGGCGAGUUCAGCUGUGGUUUGACAUUCAUUAUAGAAAUUGGCGUCUAAUGAUACCUAAAAAGGUAAAGAAAGUAUAGCCAAUAGCAACAGGAGUAGCCUGUUAGGAAGGAUUGUGUGUGUGUGUGUGUGUGAGUGUGUGUGUGUAAACCUUUUUUUGUGUAAAAAAAUAUAUAUUUUACAGAUUUGUUGUGCAACCACGCUGCUGCUGCUGCGGUCAAGGCCGGUCCAGAAGAAGAAAUGUUUUGGACAAAUCCUGGUUCUAAUUUCUGAAAGAAUGCAAAAAUGUACCUCAUGUACACCGUGCCCUUAGAUGGGGUGAAGAUGCAUCAUGGAAACAUACCCUAAGAAAAUAAAGCAACUGGAUAUUGUAGAUAUGAUUAUGAACAGCAAUGUUUUAGUGUGCAGAUAUUACAAAGCAGUUGUUUUAGCACGUCUAAUACUACAAAUAAUGAAGCCAAAUGUUGUGCCAAAACACUCAUGCUAGACCUGAUGACCAACGUGACCAUACAAUCAUUUCCGAGAAACAAAACUACUACAUAUAUAGUUUUCACAAAGAUUGUUUAUGAAUAAACUUAACAACUAAUGUGUAGCUUAAUCCAAGUCUUUAAUUUUUCUUUUUUUAUGUUUUUUUGUAUUUGUGCAUUUGCCAUUAUUCAGAGUGCUAAACAUUAAAAAAUGAAAAUGAAAAUGGUGAACCAGACAUACAUUCCUCCAUUUUCAAGAGAUUGUUUUUUAAUCAUGAUUUGGUGGAUAUAUCUUACUCUUAUAGAUCUGCUAUGCUAGAUAUGAUGAGUACUGUGUUGGGAAGAUUGGUCUGAAAUUCUAGAUUACAUUUGACUGAAAACGGGUUCACAUCCUACUUGCCCUGUAAAAGAAACAUUUGUGAAGCUUGGAUAUCCAAUGAACCGAUUUACCUGUCUUUGUGAUGAUUGUUCACCUUCGGCCAUUUAAAAAAAAAAGAACUUACUUACACUAACUUGUUCUGUUCAAAGGAGAAAAUCGUUUUUUUUUAUUUGGUGUGGUUUAUACUUUGUUUUAUUUUUAAAUAAAUGAAUCAAUAUUGAUCUUGA
Trematomus bernacchii (emerald rockcod) is the source of this 5262-nucleotide messenger RNA. Its product is annotated as exportin-5. The coding region runs from base 1 to 3663 and encodes 1220 amino acids. NCBI's taxonomy places the organism in Eukaryota, Metazoa, Chordata, Actinopteri, Perciformes, Nototheniidae. Gene Ontology annotation, molecular function: RNA binding; nuclear export signal receptor activity; small GTPase binding. Gene Ontology annotation, biological process: protein export from nucleus; RNA export from nucleus. Gene Ontology annotation, cellular component: nucleus; RNA nuclear export complex; cytoplasm. The transcript has 33 exons. The record is from RefSeq and is a predicted model, not a curated record.